AUGACGGACCCUACUCUGGCAGAGAAUCUGGACCUUGAUGAGGAGGCCUAUAUCUCCGCCGAGGAUGAAGAUUUCCAGCUAGACGCGGCACCGGACGAGUCCGACUUAUCUUCCGACGCCGAUGAAGCCGCAGAACCCGCAAAGAAGAAGCGAAAGACAGACACCCAAUCCCAUAUUCCCAAAGACGCAGAACUUGACUCUGGAGAUGAAGCUACAAUUAGAAAAGCGAAGGAGAAGAAACAGAAGAAGACCGGGAAGAAGCCCAAGGGACAACGCGCGCGCGACAGCGACGAGGACGAUGUCGACAUUGACAUGGACGACGAUGAAGGAGGCACCGGAGGAUUCGUGCGAACACGCGCAAUGAAACAGCAAAUAUACCCGAAUCCGCCCCCCGAAGCUGAACCAACGGGCGAAACGAAAGCACAGGACCUGGGUACCAAAGAUGCAGAACAUAAAGUAGGCCACGCCGUGCAUGCCGACCAGAUGAUUAAGAUCAAGCGCACCUACAAGUUUGCUGGAGAAUGGAUCACCGAGGAGAAGGUUGUGCCGAAACACUCGGCGGAGGCUAAAGCGUUUCUGUCAAGUGGAGACAAUGUCGAAUACACCGAUGAGGAUGCAGCCGCAAAAGCCACUCGCAACCUUCGGCGACCGCUUCGCAAGAUCUCGCGAUUCGACCCCAACCCGACCGGCACGAUCAAGAAAAGCUGGGAGAAACAACUCGUUACUGAUAACAAGGACCCGCGCGGACCCAAAAUCAACACCGUGGAGAAGUCAAGACUCGACUGGGCCUCGUACGUCGACUCGGCGGGUAUCAAAGACGAGCUGCGCACGCAUAGCAAAGCUAAAGAGGGUUAUAUCGGUCGCAUGGAUUUCUUGGGUCGUAUGGAGGAAAAGAGGGAAGAGGAACGGCGAGCUGCGCGGCUCAAGGGCAUAUGA
Molecule: messenger RNA, 936 nt
Organism: Penicillium mononematosum
Lineage: Eukaryota; Fungi; Ascomycota; Eurotiomycetes; Eurotiales; Aspergillaceae
Gene: swc5
Product: putative Swr1p complex component (Swc5)
Exons: 2
Coding region: 1-936 (311 amino acids)
Source: RefSeq, a predicted model, not a curated record